This is a messenger RNA of Parnassius mnemosyne (clouded apollo), 1029 nucleotides long. The record is from the annotation of a GenBank genome assembly. Lineage: Eukaryota; Metazoa; Arthropoda; Insecta; Lepidoptera; Papilionidae.
AUGAACUUUGAGGACUAUGAAACCCUUCCGACCCAGAACUCUAUAACACAUAUGACAGCUGGAGCAAUCGCGGGGGUGAUGGAGCAUUGCAUAAUGUACCCGCUCGACUCCGUCAAGACGCGGAUGCAGUCGUUGCGCUCCGCUCACAACGGCAGCAUCGCCGAGACCCUACGGUACAUGGUCCAGCGAGAAGGCCUCCUAAGGCCGAUCCGAGGUAUGUCGGCGGUGGUGGCAGGCGCGGGGCCGGCACACGCCUGCUUCUUCGCGACCUACGAGCAGAGCAAGCACACGCUGGGCCAUCUCACACGACACCGCCACGAUCACAUCACCCACGGUCUGUCGGGCUGUCUGGCGUCACUCGUGCACGACGCUGUCUCAAAUCCUACUGAAGUGGUGAAGCAGCGGCUGCAGAUGCUGAACUCGCCGUACCGCAGCGUGUGGGAUUGCGCGCGCCGCGUGUACCGAGCAGAGGGCCUGCGCGCCUUCUACCGCUCCUACGGCACACAGGUCGCCAUGAACGUACCCUUUCAGGCGGUGCACUUCGUGACGUACGAGUGGUGCCAGUCGCGGCUGAACCCGGUGCGCGCGUACGAGCCGGCGGCGCACCUGGCGGCGGGCGCGUGCGCGGGCGCGCUGGCGGCGGCGGCCACCACGCCGCUGGACGUGUGCAAGACGGCGCUCAACACGCAGGAGGCCAGCGCCGACGGGCUGGCGCAGGCGGCGGCGCUGGUGCUGCGCACGGCGGGCGCGCGCGGCUUCUUCCGCGGCCUGCACGCGCGCGUGCUCUACCAGAUGCCCGCCGCCGCCAUCUGCUGGCUCACCUACGAGACCUUCAAGCACGCGCUCGCCAAGACGGAGGGUGUUGGGGAGGAUGGAGUGGCGAAAGCGGAACGAAGCAGCUCGAGCGUGAGCAACAUGAGCAACAUGAGCAACAUGAGCAACAUGGGCGGAGUGAGCGGCGUGGGCGCGCCGCUGGGCUGCGCGGCGCUGCGGCUGGCGGCCGCCGACGUGCCGCCCGCCGCCACGUAG